CACGGUGCGUCUCCAUCAUGACGUCGCGAAUUAGCUGGAUUGUAGGAGAGAGGGGAGGAGGAGAGCGGAGGGAGUGAGCGGAUUCCGUUCCGUCGUUAAUGUGGAUCUUUUUUAUGUGUGGAUUUUUCUCGUUUCUUGUGUUUUUUUGUUUCAUUCCACGCGCUGCUUCAACACACAGAACCGACCGGACGCUGGAUUAGAGGGUUUGUUUACGUGGACCGGAUUGCAGAUUACAGCCAUAUUCUACAAGCCAUAGAACCCGCUGCAGAGAUGCAUUUUCUCUGGGAGUAAUCCGACAGCCCGGGCUCUCCCCAUCCCGCCUGGACGCGUCGAACCGACAAUUCAGAAAUGGCCUGGUUCUUGUUCCUGAUUGUCCUCAGCGCUCUCCCUGGGCUUGUCGUUCCAAUCCAUAAUUCAUCGUCUGGAGGCUGCGCCAUCAUCCGGCCUCCGAGGGACGGCGGGAUCCGCUACAGAGGCCUCACCCAGGAGCAGAUCCGCAGCGUUCAGAUCCUGCCUGUGGAUUACGAGAUAGAAUACAUCUGCAGAGGAAACCGGGUGAUCGUGGGCCCAAAGGUCAGGAAGUGUUUACCCAGCGGCACAUGGACGGACAUGACACAGCAGAGCAGAUGCCUGCUCCUGUGUCCGCGGGUCUGGACGUCUCUGGAGAACGGCCGCGUGACAGCGAGGCCUGCGGGGCCACCGGUGGAGGGGACGGUUCUGCACUACAGCUGCAACGCCGGCUUCAUCCUGGAGGGGAGGAACAGUAGCCAUUGCACCAAGCUGGGGAAGUGGGACGCUCCCAAACCCACCUGCCUCUAUGACAGAAACUACACAGAUGUUUGUCCCAAAGAGCACCAGACGAUGAGUGAAGCUCGACUUUUUAAAGCUUUUAGAACCUCCACAUUUAUGAAAAUAUCUUCAACCAUCAAACCAGACUAGAGCAGAAAGUCCAGAUCAGUAAAAAUUAUUUUAAAUCGAGUUGGAAGUAAAAAUCAAAAUAAAACCAACAGCUUCAGGUAUUUCUGGUUAGCAACAGUCAACAGAGACAAAAGUGUGGAACCAAGAAGGAGACAUAGUAUAUCAAAUUAAUGUGUUCAUCGCUGUGGUUUGUCCAUGAUGUCCUCCUCCGUCUAGCUGCCUGAAACAUAGAAACUUUAAUAAAAUGUUUGAAAAUGUUUUUUAAUUUGAUCAUGUCAGAGUCUAAAUGUCAUCAGUAGAGCAGGAAGUCAAAAUGUUGUCAGAAAUUUAUCACAAAUAUCCAGGAUGCUCAAAUUUAGAUAGAACUCCUCGUUUGGUCAAAGGCAUGCUGCAAUCUGCUUUUCACCACCAGAUGACAGGAGUGCUCUUUAACAACUGUGUUGUGUUCUUGGGAGCAGCAGAGCUCUGAUUAAAGAUGUGUGUAAAUCCUUUCACUGGCUGCAGGAGAGGAAAACUUAUUCUAAUGAAACUGUUUUCAACCGAGAGGAACCAGAUUCCUCCUGAAGCUCUGACAGAAAAGGGCCUGGAUGGUGGAAAACGCCUCUAAUUCCCAACCAGCCCAUUACAUCAGGGACUUUAGUGUUCUACAAAACACUUCACAAAUCCUCCCAGUAUCGCUCAGAAGAUUAAAAGUAAUUUGUUCAUUAGUGGAGGAGAAUUUCUGAUCCAAAUAAAUGAAUUCCUGCAUACUUUAAUUAGAAUUGUAACAUUUUAAUGGGAACAGAAAGAACUCCUUUUAGACUGGUGUUAAUCUUCGUAGCUGAUCCAAUUUAGACUUUGGGUUUGUUUAACUUCAGACCGGGACCCGCAUUAACCUCAGCAUGCAGAAGUGAGUCUUCUCAAUAAGAGUCACUCUGUCACACCCCGUCUUGUCUCCCCAUUCUGUUUAGUCAUGUGUCUCUGUUAAUUGCUCCCACCUGCCUCUCGUUUUCCAAUCACCCAAGCUCCCAGCCCUCAUGUAUUUAAACCCCUUCAGUCCUGUGUUUCUUGUUGGUUCAUUGUUUGUAUGUCCUGCGUGCUUGAUAUUAAAACUAUUGUAAAACCAA
Messenger RNA from Nothobranchius furzeri (turquoise killifish), 2024 nucleotides. The record is from RefSeq and is a predicted model, not a curated record. NCBI's taxonomy places the organism in Eukaryota, Metazoa, Chordata, Actinopteri, Cyprinodontiformes, Nothobranchiidae.